UUGGCCUAACUAACUAGGGGACUAAAUAAAAAUAAACGAAAAGGAUUUAAAACGAUAAUCGGUGAUUAUUUUAGUCGACUGGUCUAUAAGGGCAUCAGUAUCGGCGUCCUCAACCAAGGUCGUUAGGAAUUAAAACAUUUAAAAUAAAUCAAAAUUACAUAAAACCGAAGCAAACGUAUGUUAAUUAAGAAGUUUUUAUAUCGCAUCCUUAAGGGCACGUGUCAUCGUGGGAGGGGAAGCACGUUUUAGGGUUGGGAAAGCGAAAUAAACCGUGUCGAAGUCAUUCUCAUCCUCUCCCUUCUCUCUCUCUCGACGGCGAUUUCAACCCAAUCAAACACCUCUCUCGGUGUAGCUGCCUCCGUCGCUGUCUCCCUCGAUAUCUCCGAGGAUCUCUCCGUCGCUGUCUCCCUUGAUCUCUCAGUGGAUCUCUCCGUCCAUCUCGCCGUCUAUUCUCUCCCUCGAUCUCUCCGUCCAUCUCUCGGCGUAGCUGUCUCCGUCGCAGUCUCCCUCGAUCACUCCACCGAUCUCUCCGCCGAUUCGAAUCUUUACCAGGCAAUGGGAUUGGAUUAUUCGUACACGCAGCCGUCUGAGUCGGAGGAUUGCGGUUUAGGAGGUUCAGCAGACAGUGGAAACAUCUCUACAGAGAUGUAUCUCCAGCUGGACCAAGCUCAGAUCGAAGCCGCGCGCCAUCAGUACCCUCCGCAGCCUGAAGUGGAGUUUGGCUUCCCCAAAGAGUGCUACUGUGGUGGAGAGCCACUUGUAGCCACUUCUUACACAAGAACUGACCCGGGGAGAAGGUUCUACACCUGCAAGAACAAACAGGACGGAGACUGCCAUGUCUACAAGUGGUGGGACGUCGCGGCUACAGAGGAGAUCAAAGCACUUGGUGCACAAGUGACCCUCCUCACUGAUAAGGUAGAUUCGCUUUCAUUCGUCGGUUACAAGGAGACCGAGCUGCGGGAGUUAAAGGAAGUUCAAUUUGAUGUGGAGCAGAAAUUGGUUAGGUUGGAGAGCAUUGUCUGUGACUUAGGUAGAAAGAAAUCUAGAUUUGAACUAGUUGUAGGUGUUCUGGUUGUUGUGUUAGUGAUAAUAGCCAUCGGAGUAGCUGCUCGUAUGUAGGUUUAUAUGUCUUGUGUUUAUCCAUGUGUUUUGUUAAAUCUAGUUUAACUCGGAUUAUGUAACCCUAUCUAACUCGGAUUUAAUCUUGUUUCAAAGUCUUGAUUCAUUAUUUUUAUCAAAACUCUUACUUCAUUCAAAAAUUGAACUUGUUUCAACUAAAAGAAAAACGUGUGUGAUCAUGUACCUACUCUCCCAACUACUUUUAGUUGUAAUAUUGAGAAAACGUGUUUUUACAUAUACCUAUUCAAAUAACUAAAAUUAGUUGUAAUAUGAGAAAACGUGUUUGGUUCACAUAUUGUAUAGCUAUAAAUAUAACAUGUCUUUCAAUUACAGAGUCAUAACUUUCCAUUGUCGAUUCACUUCUAAAACAAUCACAACCACUUCUCAUUAAUUUAUAAUGGCUUCUUCACCCUAUUAUGAUUAUCAUAAAGAUGAUGAUGAUGAGAUCGAUCUUGAUACUCCUUAUGAAGAAUUUUAUAACAAUUGUGCUCUCGUACAAGAACCAGAAGAUAGACAACGCCGUAAUGUUCAUGAGAGACACCGGGAAGAAGGCCACACCUUGCUUUGGAAUGAUUAUUUUGCCGACAAUCCAACUUACUCUCCCGCUCUUUUCCGCCGACGGUUUCGAAUGAACAAAAGUUUGUUCCUGCGUAUUGUGAAUCGUUUCUCCACAGAGAUUCCGUAUUUUUGACUAACAGAAGAUUGUACCGGACGGACAAGUCUCACACCUCUACAAAAAGGUACUGCAGCAAUUCGACAAUUGGCAUACGGUGCUGCGGCGGACUCGGUGGACGAAUAUAUCCGUCUAGGAGAAUCAACGGCUCGAAAAUGUUUGCACAAAUUUACCACCGGAAUAAUAACCUUGUUUGGCGAAGAAUAUCUACGACGUCCAACACAGGAGGAUCUGCAAAGACUACUACAUAUCGGAGAACAACGUGGAUUUCCGGGGAUGCUUGGAAGCAUCGACUGUAUGCAUUGGGAGUGGAAGAAUUGUCCCACGGCUUGGAAAGGAAUGUACUCACGAGGAACCGAAAAACCGACAAUUGUGUUGGAGGCCGUAGCUUCGUAUGACCUUUGGAUAUGGCAUGCGUUUUUUGGAGCACCAGGUACUAUGAACGAUCUAAAUAUUCUUGAUCGAU
Molecule: messenger RNA, 2258 nt
Organism: Brassica napus (rape)
Lineage: Eukaryota; Viridiplantae; Streptophyta; Magnoliopsida; Brassicales; Brassicaceae
Exons: 2
Coding region: 556-1119 (187 amino acids)
Molecular function (GO): zinc ion binding
Source: RefSeq, a predicted model, not a curated record